Molecule: messenger RNA, 939 nt
Organism: Impatiens glandulifera
Lineage: Eukaryota; Viridiplantae; Streptophyta; Magnoliopsida; Ericales; Balsaminaceae
Product: transmembrane ascorbate ferrireductase 1-like
Exons: 4
Coding region: 127-822 (231 amino acids)
Molecular function (GO): oxidoreductase activity
Source: RefSeq, a predicted model, not a curated record
CUACGAAAUAGAGAAAGAGGGGUGUCAUCCGAAUGAAUUGGACCAGAUAAAUGAAGAAACUUUAUUAAGAGGAAGAACAAAGAAGACCCGUUAUUAGAGAGAAAGAGAGAGAAGACCGACCGAACCAUGGCUACAACUCUCAAAGCAUUGCCUGUGUCGAUCAUCGCACAUGUACUGGCCGUAGCAGGUGCGGUUUUGGUGCUCGUCUGGUGCAUACACUUCAGGGGAGGCUUAGCCUGGGAAGCUACAAACAAAUCCCUUAUCUUCAAUAUUCAUCCAGUUCUCAUGUUGAUUGGUUUCAUCAUUCUGGGUGGUGAAGCCAUCAUGAGCUACAGGGGAUUACCUUUUAAGAAAGAGACCAAGAAACUAAUCCAUCUUGUUCUUCACGGAACCGCCUUGAUUCUAGGCAUUAUUGGUAUCUACACCGCAUUUAAGUUUCACAAUGAAAGCAACAUUGCCAAUUUAUACAGCUUGCAUUCCUGGAUCGGGCUCGGAGUCAUCAUCGUAUACGCCCUUCAGUGGAUAUAUGGAUUUGUAGUUUUCUUCUAUCCUGGUGGAGCACCUUGGUUCAGGGGGGAGUCACUACCGUGGCACGUGCUGGUUGGAAUUAUCGUAUUCAUUUUAGCUGUUUUGACCGCUGCAUUAGGGUUCUUGGAGAAGUUAACAUUUCUUGAGAAUUCUGGAUUAGCCAAGUAUGGAUCGGAGGCAUUCCUUGUUAACUUCACUGCAAUUGUGACGGUAUUGUUUGGAGUUUUUGUUAUACUCGCGGCUAUGUCUAGGCCGAUACAAGUAGAAGAUGAAUAUAGUUAUUCUUCUAUUUGAAAUAUGUCAUUAUUGUGUUAUAUUCUAUAUUUUCUCCUCCUUCCAAGUAUACUGCACCAGCUUUGGUCCUUUGGAGAGUAAUAAUAAGUUAUAUAUAUAGUUAUUCUGAUUUUUUCA